Didymodactylos carnosus is the source of this 1482-nucleotide messenger RNA. NCBI's taxonomy places the organism in Eukaryota, Metazoa, Rotifera, Eurotatoria, Philodinida, Philodinidae. The record is from the annotation of a GenBank genome assembly.
AUGGAACCUUUUCGCGUCAUAUUUUUCGCACGUGGUCACUAUUUAAGAUUACUAACCAUUAUACAAGCAAUAUUAACCCUUUCAUUAAGCGACAUAGCGAUUAUAAUCACAUUCGCUGUUCCUAAUGCAUGGUAUCAUGAUGGUACCACCGGUAAUCCGCAUGGACUGUGGGAAUGUCCAGACGCACCAUGUGAUGCAAUUAAAGCUUGGCAGGCAUUAGAAAUUAUUUUUUUAGUAUUUACAACAGGGGCUCUCGCUGCUGCUAUUGUCGCAGGUAUUUGCUAUAGAUUCAAACGCAAUAUUCGAUUCCGUUCAGCACUAUUAUCAUUAUUUAUUGCAUUAUUUGGAGGUAUAUCGAGCUUAUUUGUGUUUGGUUUUUCUGUGUAUAAUGUUCGACAAUCACUCAAUAAUGCUGAACUUGAUUGGUGUUUUUAUGUGAAUAUUGCCGCCGUUGUACUAGCACUAGUUGGUUUUAUAUUAUUAUCUGUCUACUGUUGUCUAAUAAAAACAGUUGACACAAUGGACGAUGAUAUGAUAUUAGACACAGUCGAAGAGCCAGAUAGCUUUCAACUGCCAGUCGGUGCCUUUUCCUAUCAAAUUGUGACCCAGUCAAGAAAAAAAAAUAAAAAAUCGAAAUCAUAUGCCAUACGUCCCGUUCAACAACCAAAUCUUCCUAUUUUAACACCUUAUUCGUCAACAGCAACAACAAAUAAUGAUGAUAUUAAUCCUGCUCCUUACAUUCCAAAUCAUCAAGUACUGUUAACACCAUAUACUCCCAAUAGCACAAAUAUAGCUCAACAACAACAGCAACAACAACAUCAACAGCAACAACAACAGCAACAACAAUAUCAACAGCAACAACAAUAUCAACAACAUCAACAGCAACAACAAUAUCAACCACAACAACAACAACACCAUGUAUCGGUGUUGUUGUCCCAGCAAGAACGACAAGGUUACAACAACGAUGAAAUGAGUCAACAACAGCAACAGCUACAAAAUCCUUCCGGUUAUUCUUAUCAACAAAAUAAUCCUCGCUUACUAUCAUCUCAAUCAUCGACACAAAUUACUCAAAUACGUCCUAAACAACCACAAUCGCACACAUUUGUACCAGAAUUAUCUGUUCAUCCAUCAUCACAGUAUAGACCAUCCUAUUGGCAUAAUACAAAACGAUCAAAUACAUCAAAUGGUUAUCUUUCGGAACCCGAUUAUAUCUCACGUGGUGUCAUGUAUGCACCAACAAUAUCAAUACAAAAUACACCAUUUCAAAAUCGAUAUAAUGGUAUUACAGGACAACCCUUUUUAACACCAAGAAGUAGUGGUGCACCGCUAACACGUCGUGAACCACGUGUAAUGCACUAUUAUACAGGUUUAGAUUAUUUUGCAGCCAUUGAUUCAUCAGACGAACAAGGAUUAAAUACAAGACGUUCGACAGUAAAUCCAUCGUAUAUAUAUCAAAAAAAUGAUUAUAUUGGAACAAUGUAA